Heterocephalus glaber (naked mole-rat) is the source of this 942-nucleotide messenger RNA. The record is from RefSeq and is a predicted model, not a curated record. NCBI's taxonomy places the organism in Eukaryota, Metazoa, Chordata, Mammalia, Rodentia, Bathyergidae.
AUGGAGGGGCCCAACUUCACAGUGGUGACCGAGUUCAUUCUGCUGGGCAUCACAGAUCGCCCUGAGCUGCAGGCUCCACUGUUCCUCCUGUUCCUCUUCGUCUACCUGACCUCACUGCUGGGCAACCUGGGCAUGAUCAUCCUCACCCAGGUGGACCCCAGGCUGCAAACUCCCAUGUACUUUUUCCUCAGACACCUGGCUCUCACUGACCUUGGCUAUUCUACAGUUGUGGGACCCAAAAUGUUGGUAAAUUUUGUGGUGAAUCAAAAUACAAUCUCCUAUCAUUUUUGUGCUCUGCAGUUAGCUUUCUUUCUUUUGUUCAUUGCUUGUGAACUGUUAAUUUUGUCCGCCAUGUCCUAUGACCGCUAUGUGGCCAUCUGUAACCCUCUCCUCUACACUGUCAUCAUGUCACAAAAAGUAUGCUGGACACUCAUGGCAAUUUCCUAUCUCUAUGGUACAUUUGUGUCUCUUCUGGUCACCACCGAGGUUUUCAGUUUGUCCUUCUGUAAAUACAAUGUCAUCAGUCAUUUCUACUGUGACAAUCUCCCAUUGUUAUCUUUGGCCUGUUCAGAUACACAUGAAACUGAGAUGAUAAUUUUAUUCUUAUCAGCUGUGAAUUUGAUUUUCUCUCUUUUCAUUAUACUCGUGUCCUACCUGCUCAUCCUCAGAGCCAUUCUCAGGAUGAAGUCUGCAGAGAGCAGGCGCAAGGCCUUCUCCACAUGUGGGUCCCACCUGACUGUGGUCACCGUGUUCUAUGGGACACUGAUAUUUAUGUACGUGCAGCCCAAGUCCAGUCACUCCUUUGACACUGACAAAGUGGCUUCUAUAUUUUACACUCUGGUCAUCCCCAUGUUGAAUCCCUUGAUCUAUAGCUUGAGGAACAAAGAUGUAAAAUUUGCCCUGCAAAGAUCACAGGGAAAACUAUGCAAUAUCUUUUCUUAA